Messenger RNA from Lemur catta (Ring-tailed lemur), 2036 nucleotides. It is a transcript of the gene NOX3, whose product is annotated as NADPH oxidase 3. The record is from RefSeq and is a predicted model, not a curated record. Gene Ontology annotation, molecular function: superoxide-generating NAD(P)H oxidase activity. Gene Ontology annotation, cellular component: NADPH oxidase complex; plasma membrane. NCBI's taxonomy places the organism in Eukaryota, Metazoa, Chordata, Mammalia, Primates, Lemuridae. The transcript has 14 exons. Gene Ontology annotation, biological process: superoxide anion generation; defense response. Bases 103 to 1809 code for a protein of 568 amino acids.
AAAGACAAAAUAAUUUAGUACGGAAGCCCUUACUGAGGACCCAACAUCCAGGCUCCGGUGAAUGAAACGAAUAACCUGCUGACAGCAAAAGAGGAUAGUGUCAUGAUGGGGUGCUGGAUUUUGCAUGAGGGUCUCACCAUCAUAUUAGUACUCUCAUGGCUGGGAGUGAAUUUGUAUCUGUUUAUUGACACAUUCUGUUGGUAUGAAGAGGAGGAGUCUUUCCAUUACACACGAGCUAUUUUGGGUUCAACACUGGCUUGGGCACGAGCAUCUGCACUGUGCCUGAAUUUCAACUGCAUGCUAAUUCUACUACCUGUCAGUCGGAACCUCAUUUCAUUCAUUAGAGGAACAAGCAUCUGCUGCAGAGGACCAUGGAGAAGGCAAUUAGACAAAAACCUCACAUUUCACAAACUGACUGCCUAUGGGAUAGCUGUUAAUGCAACCAUCCACAUCGUGGCACAUUUGUUCAACCUGGAGCGCUACCACUUGAGCCAGACAGAGGAAGCCGGGGGACUUGUGGCUGCACUUUCCAAACUUGGCAACACCCCAAAUGAGACCUACCUCAACCCCAUCCGGACCUUCCACACAAACACAAUCACUGAGUUGCUGAAGACAAUAGCAGGCAUUACUGGCCUGGUGAUUUCUCUGGCUUUAAUCUUGAUCAUGACUUCUUCAACCGAGUUCAUCAGACAGGUCUCCUAUGAGCUGUUCUGGUACACACACCAUGUUUUUAUCAUCUUCUUUAUCAGUCUGGCUAUCCAUGGAGCAGGUCGAAUUGUGCGAGGCCAAACCCCAGAGAGUCUUUCGCUGCACAACGUUACCUUCUGCAGAGACCACUAUGCCGAAUGGCAGACAGCCACCCAAUGCCCCGUGCCUCAAUUUUCUGGCAAGGAACCCUCGGCUUGGAAAUGGGUUUUAAGCCCUGUGGUCUUGUAUGCAUGUGAAAGAAUAAUUAGGUUCUGGCGAUUUCAACAAGAAGUUGUCAUUACCAAGGUGGUGAGCCACCCCUCCAGAGUCCUGGAACUUCACAUGAAAAAGCGCGGCUUUAAAAUGGCACCAGGGCAAUACAUCUUGGUGCAAUGCCCAGCCAUCUCCUCGUUGGAAUGGCACCCCUUCACCCUCACCUCCGCCCCCCAGGAGGACUUCUUCAGUGUGCACAUCCGGGAAGCAGGAGACUGGACGAAAGCUCUACUCAAGGCCUUUGGGGCAGAGGGACAGGCCCCCAAGGAGCCCUGGAGCCUGCCAAGGCUGGCGGUGGACGGGCCCUUCGGAGCCGCUCUGACAGACGUGUUUCACUAUCCAGUGAGCGUGUGCAUUGCUGCAGGAAUUGGAGUCACUCCCUUCGCCGCUCUUCUGAAAUCUAUAUGGUACCAAUGUUGUGAUUCGCAGACCCAGCUGAAGCUGAGCAAGGUGUAUUUCUACUGGAUUUGCCGGGAUGCAAGAGCUUUUGAGUGGUUUGCCGAUCUCUUACUCUCGCUGGAAACACGGAUGAGUGAGCAAGGGAAAACUCACUUUCUGAGUUAUCACAUAUUUCUCACUGGCUGGGAUGAAAAUCAGGCCAUUCACAUAGCUUUACAUUGGGAUGAAAACAACGAUGUGAUCACAGGCUUAAAGCAGAAAACCUUCUAUGGGAGACCUCACUGGAACAACGAGUUCAAGCGGAUCGCCUACAACCACCCCAGCAGCAGCGUUGGCGUGUUCUCCUGCGGACCCAAAUCACUCUCCAAGACACUUCAAAGGAUGUGCCACUUAUAUUCGUCAGCUGACCCCAGGGGUGUUCAUUUCUAUUACAACGAGGAAAGUUUCUAGAGUUUGGAGGUAAAGUCUGUGUUUUCAAUCAAGCUAUUGACCCUGAAGAACUCCACUAGGAAUUCCUGUGACUGCCUGUUAACAUGAGCAUCCAUUUGGGAACCAGUGAAUGAUAACUAACCAUUGAGAACAGCACACCACACCACGCUUUCUUAGCUUAUAAAUAACAUGCCAUAUGCAAUAGAACAAAAACAUUUACUGAAAUUAAAAUACAUUAUGUUUUUCAA